AUGACAGACAUCCAAGACUUGCUUAAACAAUAUACGACCAUUGAUGCUCAAGAUACCAUUACCCCUGCCAUGAUUGAUGAUUGGCUACUUUCUGAAUUAUCCACUGCUAUUUAUACAUCUAAACUACCUCGCAUUGCUCCACGCCCUAUUCAUACUGCAAACACAAACUAUAUAUCCCUCAAUUCAAAGAGACCUUCUGACGCAAGCGAAGAUGAAAUAGCCCUCAAGAGACAAAAGAAUACAGAUGCUGCUCGUCGAUCAAGGUUAAAGAAGAUGUUAAAGAUGGAAACAUUAGAAAAAAGAGUAGCUGAUUUAGAGUCAGAAAAUCAAACUCUAACAACUCGUGUAGCCGUAUUGGAAUCAGAAAAAUCUGGAUUAGAAUCCAAAGACCAAUCAUUAGAGGAAAGGAUACGUGCGUUGGAAGAUCAGCUGGCUGAGGCGCAUAGGGCAUUAACACAAAGUAUAAAUAAAAAAAACUAA
Messenger RNA from Rhizopus microsporus ATCC 52813, 480 nucleotides. RefSeq lists its product as uncharacterized. The record is from RefSeq and is a predicted model, not a curated record. Lineage: Eukaryota; Fungi; Mucoromycota; Mucoromycetes; Mucorales; Rhizopodaceae. Bases 1 to 480 code for a protein of 159 amino acids. Gene Ontology annotation, molecular function: DNA-binding transcription factor activity. Gene Ontology annotation, biological process: regulation of DNA-templated transcription. The transcript has a single exon.